Messenger RNA from Geosmithia morbida, 234 nucleotides. Its product is annotated as MFS drug transporter. Lineage: Eukaryota; Fungi; Ascomycota; Sordariomycetes; Hypocreales; Bionectriaceae. Bases 1 to 234 code for a protein of 77 amino acids. The record is from RefSeq and is a predicted model, not a curated record. The transcript is spliced from 2 exons.
AUGGCCAGCACGUCCUUGUGGGGUAAGAUAUCCGACAUCUGGGGCCGCAAGCGAAUUCUCAUGGGGACCAAUGCUAUUAAGCCUCAUGUGCGCCUUUGGCAGAUUGUUGUGAACAUCUACAUCAGCGAUGUCUUCUCUCAGAGGGACCGCGGGUUGUGCUUUGGCCUCGCGUCUUUUGUAUGGGCAUUGGCUGAUGGAGUCGGUUCUGUCACAGACGGAGUCUUUACUACCUAG